UCUAGUUUAAAAAUAGAUACACAAAAAUAAAAAUACACACACGCAAACACACACAAACAAAAGGGGAAAUUCCAGUAACAAACACACAUAUUCAUGCAAAAUGGACACCGCCACCAAGGAGGAAUUGGAGGGCAUGGACUGCGCCAAGUUGCCACUGGAUCGCAUGGAUCUCAUACGGCGCAGCUUGAAGUGCAGAACCAUCGAGAUUUUUGAAUACGAUGAUGCUGUCAGCUUUACGGGCGAAGAGGAGGAGUUGGCCAUGGAGCCCACACCGGACACUGAGGACGCCACAGAGGAUGAGGAGGAUCGUGCUAUGCGUGCGGUGGCCGAGAUCGAUUGUCUUAUACGGCGCAUUGAGCUGAUGCAGCUGGCCAUUAGGCAGCGUCAAAAUCCAGACAAAUCCGAAUCCGAAUCCGCCGAAGAAGAGCAGCCAGAGGAGGAAUAUCUGACUAGAAUCCAACAGAUAUGCCAGGAGAUUGAGCGCAAACGCAAGGAGCUGGAUGUCCAGGUGAAAGUCCAGGAGCUAAAGGCGGCAACAGAGCCAAAGCCUCUGGCGCUGAGCUGCCAGGAGCAGGUGGAGGUACGUAACCUUCAGCACGCCCACCACCGCCUGCAGUGCGAAAUCUCUGAGAUGAUCUGCCGCUAUCAGAAGCUGCGCAGCAUCCUGCGAGAAUUUCGCCAGCGGCUGUGCUCGAUCAACAAACAGCUGCGCCAGAUGUCCGCCCGGGCCCAGGAGUUCAACGAGUGGACCCAACAGGUGGCCGGCGAACUGCACGUCUGCCUGGAGCGCUACCAGCAUUUGCUGCAUCACAAGAUAUCCAAAAUGGAGGCGCAAAAAACAGCCAAGGUGCACAUUUUCCGCUUCUUUAGCCGCAACAAACUUUUUCUCAUGAAAAGUCGUUUGCCGCAAAAUUUGCGCGACUUUCGCGGGGAAAUCGAUGACCUGUGCAAUUUUAUAAACGAUUUGAGCGUCGAAAUGGAGCAGCAUUUUGAUAAGAUCGAGCAGAUGACCUUGGACAAGAUUCAGACCGAUACAGAUGGCGAUCUCAAUGAACCUCUGGUGGAAAUUGUCUCGGCACUGUCGGCGGUUAUCAAGGGCAAACCCGUCACGAUCAAAAAACUCAAAGCUAAAUAAAACGAUACAAGAUUUCAGAACUUAAGCUGAUUGCUUGGCAG
This is a messenger RNA of Drosophila obscura, 1176 nucleotides long. RefSeq names its product WEB family protein At4g27595, chloroplastic. NCBI's taxonomy places the organism in Eukaryota, Metazoa, Arthropoda, Insecta, Diptera, Drosophilidae. Bases 101 to 1135 code for a protein of 344 amino acids. The transcript has a single exon. The record is from RefSeq and is a predicted model, not a curated record.